Alligator sinensis (Chinese alligator) is the source of this 1488-nucleotide messenger RNA. RefSeq names its product GTPase IMAP family member 3-like. Bases 498 to 1322 code for a protein of 274 amino acids. The record is from RefSeq and is a predicted model, not a curated record. Gene Ontology annotation, molecular function: GTP binding. Lineage: Eukaryota; Metazoa; Chordata; Crocodylia; Alligatoridae. The transcript has 6 exons.
CAGGAUCCCUGCGCUCCCUUUGGCACGGCAGUUCCUGAAGCACUUGAACAUCUCCCAGGGAAAAGCCAAACGAGGGAACAUCACAGCUGCACACUAAUGGACUGGGAAUCACGUUAGGGAGCUUCUGAUGCAGCGAAGGUUUAAUCAAGGGUUCGUGUAAAGCUGUUGUUAAAAAGGAGAAGUAAAAGGAUAAGUCAGAAGAGCCUUGUGAUUUCUGUGCAAGGCAAGCUGCUUGGAGCAUGAGGAGGGAACUGGAAACACCUGAGAAGCUGAAGGUGAAGCACUGAUCUGAUCUCCCGGCUGGAGCAGCUCCCUAAAGGAGAAAUCUCCGUAACGUCUUUUAUCUUGGGAAAGAAAUGUCUGCCUACGAGUCUCUGGGACAAACAGAGUGGUAGUCAGGAUCGGGGCCUCACUGUGCGGGGCGCACACACAUAACAGGAGACAAGCCCUGCACCAAAGAGCCUGAGAUAAUUAAAGGCACAAGGCAACAAGGCAAGAUGGAAGGGAAGAAACCCAGAGCAGAAGAAGGGACUUUCAGCGGUGCCCACAGCAGCUCCGAGCUGAGAAUCAUCCUCGUUGGCAAAAGCGGCUCUGGGAAAAGUGCGACUGGAAACACCCUCCUUGGGACGAACCAGUUCAGGUCCCAACUUGGGGCAAAGGCAACAACCACCAUGUGUGAAAAAGGGCAAGGUGAGCACAGCGGACAGGGAAUCGUGGUGAUCGACACCCCGGACAUGUUCAACCCCCGCGCCUGCAAUGCAGAAACCUACCGAGAAGUCAGGCGCUGCAUCGCGCUCUCUCAUCCGGGCCCCCACGCGGUGCUGCUGGUGACCCAGCUGGGCCGUUACACUGAGGAGGACAAGGAGGCCGUGAAGUGUGUCCAGGAUGUGUUUGGGAUGGAGGUCCUGAGGCACACGAUCAUCUUAUUCACCCGGAAAGAAGACUUGGGGGGUGACAACCUGAGGGACUAUGUGAGAUACACAAAGAACAAAGACCUCCAGGCCCUGAUCCAUACAUGCGGAGAGCGAUACUGCGCCUUCAACAACAAAGCGACCAAGGAAGAACGGGACAAGCAGGUCGCUGAGCUGAUGGUCAAGAUCCAGAGGUUGGUCCAGGAGACUACAGAUGGCUAUUAUUUCAACGAGAUGUAUCUGGAGCCCAAUUUAACUGAAGAGAGCGUGAGAUACCACAUGAGAAGAUAUAGGACAGUCAGGGAACGGGCUAAGCAACGCAUCUCUAAAAAAUGUGUGGGGAUCCUUUUGGCCACCGUGGUUGGCUUUCUUAUUUUUGUCAUUUUCCUUGUUUUAAUCUGUAGACAUUAAUCGUGUGUCAUCUCAGUUGUCCAGCCAGCAUCGCCCCAUCGUUACUAUUGUUAAUCGUGUUUAUUGUGCUAAUGCUUCAGAGCCAACCAAACAGAUGCCCGCUGUGCCUCCUCAAUGUAACACCUUUGUACCAAACACAAUUACGGUAAUAAAAUAUACUGCAGAA